AUUUUAUAACAUCUGAAAUAAUUGUCAUUGCAAAGCAUCGCGUAUACACGUUCCUUCCUUCCUUCAAUAUGUUGGCUCUCGGAACCAAUAAUAUGUGUUCCCCAACACCAUUCAAUACGCGCAUAUAUACGUUCAGCAGCGCCACUAACAAGAACAGACUAGUGACUAUAUGAUAGGUUCACAUCUCACGAUUCGUUCACAUCUCACGAUUCUUUCACAUAUUGCUCGAGGUAACGACAAUUUUCCAUGGAGUUCAGUUGUCGUUUUGAUUCGUUGUUGGGAUUAUAUUAACAUAGCUGUAUAUUGUGAUUAAGACGGUUAAGAAGAUAUUCACUCAAGAAAGUGUUGGUCACUGUACUAUCAUGGCAUUUGUCGGCGUAGAAUUCGCUAACGAAGAUUCGGCAAAUAACAAUACGGAAGUAGCAAUUGUGAACAUACGCUGGUUUACUCCUAACAAAACUAAUGUAUUUUGGCCACCUGUAAAAUCACAAGAUAGAUAUAAGAAAUUAUUGAAACAAGGAGCAACGCCAACUAAUGAAUGGUCGUUAUGUCAAGUAACAAAAACUUAUUUUGAAACCGAUAUUCCAAGUAAGAGACAGCGGAAUAAGCCUUCUAGAUAUAUCAGCGACUCAUCGGAUGAAGAAAAUACACCAGUACCAUCGAAACUUAAAGCUCCUCCUAGACUUAAUAAUAUAUUUACAAGUUGCAGUCAAGUAAUCCGUCAGGUAAUAGUACUGUAAUUUUACAUUAUUUUACUUUCGGUA
Harpegnathos saltator (Jerdon's jumping ant) is the source of this 764-nucleotide messenger RNA. RefSeq lists its product as uncharacterized. Bases 363 to 740 code for a protein of 125 amino acids. The record is from RefSeq and is a predicted model, not a curated record. Lineage: Eukaryota; Metazoa; Arthropoda; Insecta; Hymenoptera; Formicidae. The transcript has 3 exons.